AUACCGGGGUAGGGGCAUAUACUGACAGGACUGGGUAACCUGGGCCGCUUCCAGGGGCGCUUUAGGACGUGGACUGGGCUACUCGGUUGGGGUAUUUUGGGCGCAUUGCUGCUUCUCACGGUGGCUGCUGCUCCAGGUUGGGGUAGUUUUUGAGCGACUUACUUGACAAGGCCCGUGUUUUGCCCCUGAAGGGGUGUCUGGAGCCGGAUAUGCUGGAGGCAGCGGUGGGGGAGCCCAGCCCGGAAGAUACGCCGUUGAAUCUAAAGUCUGCAGCUCAGCCUCCACAGAAACGAUCUCGGACUGUCGAGGACUUCAACCGAUUCUGCAGCUUUGUGUUGGCGUACGCUGGUUACAUCCCAUCAUCCGCCAAAGAGGAGGGCACAUGGACCCCUCCAGGCUCCACGUCUCCUCACAGGACGGAGGAAAGCGACAGCUGGGAUUCUCCCGACACCCCGAGACCCCCGCUAACCUCCGAGCGGCCGGGGACCCCCCACACCUCUGACCUGAACACCAUCCAGACGUUCGUAAUGAAAGCCAAGACCCAGGGUGGGGGUGGGAGCAGCAGUAAGAGGAAAGGCUUGGGGGGUCCCGGAAGUGAGCGAGUGAAGAAGGGCAGUCGGAGGAAGAGACGACAGAGGCACCGAGGGGGAGCGGGGAUGAGACUAAGUGAUACGGACACUGAGGAGGACGAGAAAAGGGAGCGACCCCUCGGAACUGCCCCUGCCCCUCAGCCACCCCCCAGCGCGGAGAGCAGCAGGGACGGCGGGGGCAGCUCGAGCGACGCAGACACACAAGUGAUGGAUGAGGACAUAAUGGUGGAAUCAGGUGACGAUUCUUGGGACCUUGUGACGUGUUACUGCGAGAAGCCGUUUGCCGGCCGCCCGAUGAUCGAGUGUAACAUCUGCUGCACUUGGGUCCAUCUUUCCUGCGCGAAGAUCAGAAAGAGCAACGUUCCGGACAUCUACUACUGCCAGAAGUGCAGGGGGGGGCGUCAGAGCGGGGGCCCGGGGCCCAGGAUGGAGCCUUGACACAAGACGAAAGACUUUUUAGGGGAGCCCCAGCUCCCUCCCUGGCUGGAGCACAGACUCUUGGGAUGGGGGCCCCGACGGAGAGUGAGGAGAGGCGGUGGGCCCCGAGAUGGGUGCCGUUACUGGGACUGUUUUCUGGGGGUGGCCGAGCGGGGUGCCAGUCUCGCAUCCGCGGGGAGAAUGGGCUGUCCAAGGAGCGGCCCUCCCCCCGCGCACAGCGCCCCCUCCGCUCCCCGUGUAAAUAUUGGCCGAGAGCUUUAUUUUUUUUCUCCCUCCCUGUAAUAAAUCCGUUUGUAUCCCAGAAAUAAAUGUUACUUUGUGUA
Messenger RNA from Spea bombifrons (plains spadefoot toad), 1351 nucleotides. RefSeq names its product PHD finger protein 23 (gene PHF23). NCBI's taxonomy places the organism in Eukaryota, Metazoa, Chordata, Amphibia, Anura, Pelobatidae. The transcript is spliced from 5 exons. Gene Ontology annotation, biological process: negative regulation of autophagosome maturation; positive regulation of protein ubiquitination; negative regulation of autophagosome assembly. The record is from RefSeq and is a predicted model, not a curated record. Bases 210 to 1028 code for a protein of 272 amino acids.